AUUAGACCCCAUGUUUUUAAACCAACAAUCUCUCUCUCUCUCUCUCUCUCUCUCUCUCUCUCUCUCAUUAUUUUUUUAUGAAUUUAUUUUCUUGUUUUUAGAUUCUUGAAUUUCGAAUGAAUCCAUUUUCCCAGUAGCUUACAGGUUCCUGUUUUUAUGAUUCUCUGAAAAAAAGGAAAGAAAAGAAAACUGAUAGAAGAUAAAGAAAGUAUAUUAACUCCACCAUGAAUGCUUCCUUGCUUCAUCGACACCCAUUUUUUUAAAAUUUUUGAUCCUUUUCUCUCUCUCUUUGUUGUUGCCCAUCAUUUAUAACUUAAACAAAACUGACCUACCAAGCAAAGAAAACCCAAAAGCCAAAAAAAAAGAAGAAAAAUGGUUCAUCACCAUUGGACAUGAACAUGCUCUAUUUUGCUUGAAAAGCACACUUCUAUGCUCUUUAAACCUUAAUCCCCUUUCCUUCCCCUUUUACUGUGCUUUUCUCUCUUUGGGUUUUCAUCAUUUUUUUCAAAUUAAACAAUACCCAGAUUCAAGUUCCUUUUAGUUUUUUCAAAUGUGUAAAGGUCCUUCUCAGCAGCAAGACAAUGAACCCAUGCCGAGCUUCAAGAGAUUACGGCUCUUUGAGCCGUCUGUUGGGGUUCUUGGCUUCUUUCUUGCUGCUGUUUGUGUGAUUUGUUGUUUCUUUUACUUGGAUUAUAGAGCUGUGGUUAAAGGGUACAGGGUUCCAACUCAGUCAGAUAGAUUCAUGUGGCUUAAACUAGAUGGGUCUUCUUCUUCUUCUUCUUCUUCUUCUUCAAGUGAGAUUGUCAAAAGAGUUGAUUUCUUGAGUUUUGAAGGUGAAGGAUGUGACGUGUUUGAUGGUGAUUGGGUCUGGGAUGAAACGUACCCCCUUUACGAAUCUCGUGAUUGUAGCUUUCUUGAUGAAGGGUUUAGGUGUACUGAAAAUGGACGGCCAGAUAUGUUCUACACUAAAUGGAGAUGGCAGCCUAAGCAUUGUAACCUCCCCAGGUUUGAUGGAAAAGUGAUGUUAGAGAUGUUGCGGAACAAGCGAUUGGUUUUCGUGGGUGAUUCCAUUGGAAGAAACCAAUGGGAAUCACUCCUCUGCAUGCUUGCUUCUGCAGUUGCUAAUAAAGAUUCAAUAUAUGAAGUGAAUGGCAAUCCGAUUACAAAGCAUAAAGGGUUCUUGAUAUUCAAGUUCAAGGAUUACAAUUGUACCGUUGAGUACUACCGAUCUCCUUUCCUUGUUGUACAAAGCAGGCCACCUGCCGGGUCUCCGCAAAACAUCAAGACAACCCUUAAGUUGGAUCGAAUGGAUUGGAAUUCAUUUAGGUGGAAAGAUGCCGAUUUGUUGGUCUUCAACACCGGCCAUUGGUGGAACUACGAGAAGACCGUUAGAGGGGGAUGUUACUUUCAAGUCGGGGAAAAAAUCGAAACCAAGAUGACCAUAGAACAUGCGUAUCAGAGGUCUUUGGAGACUGUGAUGCAGUGGCUACGCAACGAGGUGAAUAUGAGUAAGACCAAGGUCUACUUCCGCACUUUCGCUCCCGUACAUUUCAGAGGAGGGGAUUGGAGAACCGGGGGAAGCUGCCACCUCGAGACUUUGCCGGAGCUGGGAACAACAUUAGUGCCAUCGGAAACUUGGGAGCUUCUCGAAAUAGUAAAGGAUGUGUUAUCACCUCACUCAAACACAUCCCAUGGAAUAAAAUUCGACAUAUUAAACAUCACUCAAAUGACAGCACCAAGGAAAGACGGGCACGCGUCGCUAUACUAUUUAGGUCCCAAGGAAAGCCCGGCUCCGAUUCAUCGGCAAGACUGCAGUCACUGGUGCUUACCCGGAGUGCCCGACGCAUGGAACGAGCUACUCUAUGCUGUGUUCCUCAAGCAAUCCACCAAUCACACAUUCAACUCAUCAUCAACAUUAUGAAGCAACAAAGGCGUGUGAUUCUCCAUUGUUGAAACCUCUUAAUUUAAAUACACCAUCAUCACCUAUACAGAAAGAUAGACGAAAUUUUUACAAUGAAUUUUGGAAUAGGAUCACAGGUUGUUGGUCCAUCAUUUUGGCAGUGUUAGAAAAUGUAAUAUUUGAUUGAAGGACGCUCAAUUUUGGGAAUAAAGUUGUAUGACAAAUUUAUACCAUUGAAUUGGGUAUCCUUGGAGAAAAAAAAAAUGUAAUUAUAUUUUUCUUUUUAAUUUUUUUUCUUAUUAAUUUUGUAUAAUAAAUGAAUAAAAAAAAGGUUAAUGAUUUGAUA
Molecule: messenger RNA, 2246 nt
Organism: Gossypium raimondii (Peruvian cotton)
Lineage: Eukaryota; Viridiplantae; Streptophyta; Magnoliopsida; Malvales; Malvaceae
Product: protein trichome birefringence-like 10
Exons: 4
Coding region: 551-1921 (456 amino acids)
Cellular component (GO): Golgi apparatus
Molecular function (GO): O-acetyltransferase activity
Source: RefSeq, a predicted model, not a curated record